This is a messenger RNA of Myotis davidii, 1127 nucleotides long. It is a transcript of the gene COMT, whose product is annotated as catechol-O-methyltransferase. The record is from RefSeq and is a predicted model, not a curated record. The coding region runs from base 206 to 1012 and encodes 268 amino acids. Gene Ontology annotation, biological process: catecholamine catabolic process; developmental process; dopamine metabolic process. Gene Ontology annotation, cellular component: axon; membrane; dendrite. The transcript has 5 exons. Gene Ontology annotation, molecular function: magnesium ion binding; catechol O-methyltransferase activity. NCBI's taxonomy places the organism in Eukaryota, Metazoa, Chordata, Mammalia, Chiroptera, Vespertilionidae.
UGGUGUCCACGCCGCCCCGGGCAGAGUCUCGGCUGUCACGUUCAUUCUCCGCUGUCCCGCAGCCCCCUCUUCCUCGUGGUCCAGGGCGUUGGGACUUGGAGCCGUCAGCUGUUCUUGAGGGGGCCUCCCCUCCCAGACCCUCAGCCUGCCUGCUCGCCAGGGUGUGCCUUUCCGAGUGAAAGCCAGGAUUCCAAGGGCCUUUCCUAUGCUGGAGACUCCACCCCUGCUGGUGGUGGCCUUCUUACUGUGCCUGUCACUGCUGGGGCUGCUGUUCUUCCUGCGACGCCGUGGCUGGCUCCUCAUCUUCUGGACCGAGUUCAUCUUGCAGCCCAUCUACAACCUGCUCAUGGGUGACAGCAAGGAGCAGCGCAUCCUGCGACACGUGCUGCAGCAUGCCGUGGCCGGGGACCCGCAGAGCGUGCUGGAGGCCAUCGACACCUACUGCUCGCAGAAGGAGUGGGCCAUGAACGUGGGCGACAAGAAAGGCCUGAUCGUGGACGCAGUGGUGCGGGAGCAGCGCCCCUCCGUGUUGCUGGAGCUGGGGGCUUACUGUGGCUACUCAGCCGUUCGGAUGGGCCGCCUGCUGGCACCCGGCGCCCGCCUGCUCACCAUCGAGCUCAAUCCUGACUACGCUGCCAUCACCCAGCAGAUGCUGGACUUCGCGGGCCUGCAGGACCGGGUAACCGUGAUCGUGGGGGCAUCCCAUGACAUCAUCCCCCAGCUGAAGAAGAAAUAUGACGUGGACACGCUGGACAUGGUCUUCCUGGACCACUGGAAGGACCGGUACCUGCCGGACACGCUCCUCCUGGAGGAGUGCGGCCUGUUACGCAAGGGGACGGUGUUGCUGGCUGACAACGUCAUCUACCCAGGAGCGCCGGAGUUUCUGGCGCACGUGCGUGGGAGCAGCCGCUUUGACUGCACACACUUCUCCUCCUUCCUGGAGUACUCCCAGGCCGUGGAUGGCCUGGAGAAGGCCGUCUACAUGGGCCCGGACAGCCCCGCACGGCCUUGACCGCCUCCCCUGCUCUGGGGCACUCGCCAAGCCUGGUCAGGAAGGUCACGAUGGGUAUGCUGCCGCCAACCCUGCUUCUGCAGCUCUGGGGUCUGUCAGUGCCACACACUGGAGG